This is a messenger RNA of Penicillium taxi, 738 nucleotides long. RefSeq lists its product as uncharacterized. Lineage: Eukaryota; Fungi; Ascomycota; Eurotiomycetes; Eurotiales; Aspergillaceae. The transcript is spliced from 3 exons. The record is from RefSeq and is a predicted model, not a curated record. The coding region runs from base 1 to 738 and encodes 245 amino acids.
AUGACAUCAGCUCAGACCUUUGACAAGAUCAUUGAAGAAAUUCUCGCUCUUCCAAGGCAAGAUGCAUCAGCAGAGCCCAUAUGGUACUGCAUAGCGGCCUCCGCAUACACUUCUGCCAACGCGAGUCCGCUCGUGGUAGAAGUGUACAAAGCUGCCAUAAAAGAUGUGACUUCGCCCAUGGAGCGACGGCGGAUAUUACAGCGAAUCCUGGAGACUAUGAUCAAAGGCACAUUGCUUUACGGCAUUCCUCGACUACUCAACGCGUUCUAUCCACUUGUGUCAUAUGUGGAAGCAGAAGGCCUUCUUGAAGGUAGUGGCUCUGGACCGGUCCUCGAUGCUCGAAAGGAUAUGGUAAAUCCGUUCGAUUUGGCAACUCGGGGCUUGGAGUACUUCCGCAAUAUCUACCGUGAUGAAACUGAGAAUAUAUUUGCUCCUAUGUACAAGUUCUCGCCAGAUAUUCAUCAAGCAUCAGUGCUUCUCGAAUACGGCCCGUAUCUAUCGGAAACCUCUAUUCUGAAUCCUAUCGAAACUUCUCAGAUUACAAUUGCGGCAUUGUUGCCUUUGGAUGUAGCUAAGCAGGUCAAAUGGCAUAUGAGAGGACUGAUACGGAAUGAAGGCACGGAGUUGCAGGCCAAAUAUGCCCUUGAUAUUACAAAAAUUAUCUGUGAGGCUGAAGAUGUGCGGCUGAAAGGUGGCGUCCCGGAUCUAUCUGUUUGCAGGGAAAAGGUGCUUUUCUGA